AAGAAAUUUCACCCAAACCCGGAAGCGUUCCCCGAUCGGCCGUGACUGCUUUUCAUUGAGGCUGCUGCGAUUUCAUUCCGAUAGCGUUAAAGAUAUCCGUUGGUGUCGCAAGCCUCGGAGAUUUGCUCGCCAACAGAUUAAAAGGAGAGCAAGGCGAUGGCUGGUCGGCUACCGGCUUGCGUUGUUGACUGCGGCACGGGGUACACAAAGCUCGGUUAUGCAGGAAACACAGAACCACAGUUCAUCAUACCAUCAUGUAUCGCAAUCAAAGAAUCCGCCAAGGUGGGAGACCAGGCCCAGCGCAGGAUGAUGAAGGGUGUUGAUGACCUGGAUUUCUUCAUCGGUGACGAAGCCAUCGACAAACCAUCAUAUGCAACAAAGUGGCCCAUCCGUCACGGAAUAGUGGAGGACUGGGACCUGAUGGAGAGAUUCAUGGAGCAGAUCAUCUUCAAGUAUCUGCGGGCAGAACCUGAAGACCAUUACUUUCUUUUGACGGAGCCUCCCCUCAACACACCAGAAAACCGAGAGUACACCGCGGAGAUCAUGUUCGAGUCCUUCAAUGUCCCGGGUCUCUACAUCGCUGUUCAGGCUGUCCUGGCGCUGGCUGCCUCCUGGACAUCCAGACAGGUGGGCGAGCGGACGCUGACGGGCACCGUGAUCGACAGCGGGGACGGAGUCACGCACGUCAUCCCGGUGGCGGAAGGCUACGUCAUCGGCAGCUGCAUCAAGCACAUCCCCAUCGCCGGUCGGGACAUCACGUACUUCACCCAGCAGCUGCUGAGGGAGCGAGAGGUGGGGAUCCCCCCGGAGCAGUCCCUGGAGACGGCCAAAGCCGUCAAGGAGCGGUACAGCUACGUCUGCCCGGACCUGGUGAAGGAGUUCAACAAGUACGACACAGACGGCUCCAAGUGGAUCAAGCAGUACACGGGCAUCAACUCCAUCUCCAAGAAGGAGUUCACCAUCGAUGUCGGCUACGAGCGCUUCCUGGGGCCCGAGAUCUUCUUCCACCCGGAGUUUGCCAACCCGGACUUCACCCAGCCCAUCUCCGAGGUGGUGGACGAAGUCAUCCAGAACUGUCCCAUCGACACCAGGCGUCCGCUCUACAAGAACAUCGUGCUCUCCGGGGGCUCCACCAUGUUCAGGGACUUUGGCCGGCGGAUGCAGAGGGACCUCAAGAGGACCGUGGACGCGCGGCUGAAAAUGAGCGAAGAGCUGAGCGGCGGCAAGCUGAAGCCAAAGCCCAUCGACGUGCAAGUCAUCACUCAUCACAUGCAGAGGUACGCCGUCUGGUUCGGAGGAUCAAUGCUGGCGUCCACUCCUGAGUUUUACCAAGUGUGCCACACCAAGAAGGACUACGAGGAGAUCGGGCCCAGCAUCUGCCGCCACAACCCCGUGUUCGGAGUCAUGUCUUAGGGGAGGGGGAGGGAGGGGGGGGGGCGCAUGUGCGUCCACCGGAGGCCGAGGGUUCGAGGAAGACGAGGAGCAGCACCUCACACGCUGUGGAUGUCCCAUGAGCCUUUGCACGAAUGCUCCGACAGACCCGUUCAUUCGGACAAAGCGACAUUGGACCAAACAAACAGCGGAAAUGUCCUCACAAAGAGGUGGCUCAGCCCAAAGGAAGCUCACAAAGUGUUUACUGCGAGUAGAUUAAUAAUAGUUGAUACAUCUUUAAUUUUCUGUGUGCCUCGUAUAUGUACUUCUAAUAUCCUCACAGGGUUACAAUAUGUAAUUAAUCAACAUGAGUCCUGUAUAGAUGCAUCUCUGUGUAUAUGGGUUGGGUUCUUGCUAAAUGUUGUUGGCUGUUCCGAGGAGCAGGAAGUGCUUUGCUAGUGAAUAAAACACCUCUUUGCUCAUCAAAUGGGUGAAAAGAAAAAGAAAUCAAUCCGCAGACCAACUGAUCGUUCCUUAUUUUCUACUUUUUGUGUCUCUUUUUCUGAACUUGUGUCUGGAAGAACUAUAAUAAUAAGUUCACAUGAUGAAAACAA
Gasterosteus aculeatus aculeatus (three-spined stickleback) is the source of this 1985-nucleotide messenger RNA. Its product is annotated as actin-related protein 3. The record is from RefSeq and is a predicted model, not a curated record. NCBI's taxonomy places the organism in Eukaryota, Metazoa, Chordata, Actinopteri, Perciformes, Gasterosteidae.